ACACGUUUAGCCCAAAAUUUUAACCGGGUCGUCGGUUUGCAAAACCGGGUCGGUUUAAAGGACAUCUCGACUCCAGGAUUAAUUUUAUCGGCAGCCAAACAGUGCGGUUUUCAAAUUUCCGCUACGAGAAAUUGAUUCAUUUCUGCGGAAGAUCCAGCAUGGACUGUGGGAUCGAGGAGGGAUCGGCGUUGCUCGGAGGCGACCGGAGGAGCUAUACGAGGGAUGUUCAUAUCCUCAGCGUUUCCUUCUUGCUUAUCUUCCUCGCCUACGGUGCCUCUCAGAACCUCCAAAGCACCCUCAACAAGGAAUUGGGAACAAUCUCUCUUGGGAUAUUGUAUUUGUCCUUCACGUUCUUCUCCAUGGUUGCGUCUUUUGUUGUCCGGUUGAUUGGCUCGAAGAACUCUCUGGUUCUGGGAACCACUGGCUACUGGCUCUUUGUUGCUGCAAAUCUGAAGCCUUCAUGGCUUACCAUGGUUCCAGCCUCUCUGUACCUUGGAUUUUCGGCUUCAAUAAUAUGGGUUGGGCAGGGAACUUACCUCACUUCUAUCGCGCGAAGCCAUGCUAAGGAUCAUGGUUUGCUUGAAGGACCAGUACUUGGUAUCUUCAUGGGGGAAUUCUGGGCCAUGUUUGCCUGUCACCAGCUGUUUGGGAAUCUUGUCACGCUUGCAUUACUAAGAGAUGGAAAGGAAGGAAGUACCAGCAGCACAUCCUUAUUGAUGAUGGUGUUUCUCUUCAGUAUGACAUUGGGCACGAUAUUGAUGUUUUUCAUUAAAAAAUGUGAGACAGAAGAUGGAAGAGAAUCUGAGGGUUCUUCUGUUGGUUUCUGCGACUCUCUAGUUACCUUGCCAAGAAUGAUAAUUACUCCUUUGCUUGACAUACGGAUGUUAUUGAUCAUCCCACUUCUUGCAUAUUCAGGAUUGCAAUCGGCAUUUGUUUGGGCUGAAUUUACCAAGGAUGUUGUCACACCGGCAAUUGGUGUCUCAGGUGUUGGAGGUGCCAUGGCAGUCUAUGGAGCUUUUGAUGCGGCUUGUUCAAUAACUGUUGGACGAUUUACCUCUGGUCUCUCAUCAAUCACCUUCGUAGUUUUUGGUGGAGCUGUUGCUCAGGCUGCUGUGUUCGUUUGGCUUCUUCUUGGAUACAGGCUAACUAAUGGAGUACUCGGCACCGUGUACCCACUUCUGAUGGCGGCCAUACUAGGCAUUGGUGAUGGAGCUUUAAAGACUCAAAUAAGCGCUCUUCUUGGGUUGGUCUUCAAGCAUGACACGGAAGGAGCUUUCUCACAGCUAAAAGUGUGGGAGAGCGCGGCAAUAGCAACAGUUUUCUUCCUCAGCCCCUACUUAUCGCUGCAGGCCAUGCUCAUAAUCUUGCUCAUCAUGCUAUGCCUUUCGAUUGUUUCUUUCCUCUUUUUAACUUUUCAGGUAGAGGGAAUGUACAACCACAGCGAAAGCCAGUGAAUGAAUCACCAAACUCAAUAGUUUGUUAACAGCUAAAAACGUGGAUUCGGACCGAUCUAGAGGUCGGACGAAUUCGAAAUUCUAUGUAAACAAUUGUAGGCGGUACCUGAGGUAUAGUCUUCCACAAGAAGAAACUGAAGUACUUUAAGAACUCUGCAAACCAUGUUCCAUAAUGGUCAGAAGUAAGAAAUAAGAAAUGAAGGUUGUAUGUGUAUGUAUGUGUCUAUAUGCAUGUAUUUGCGUGUGUU
Tarenaya hassleriana is the source of this 1702-nucleotide messenger RNA. Its product is annotated as UNC93-like protein 3. The record is from RefSeq and is a predicted model, not a curated record. Gene Ontology annotation, biological process: potassium ion homeostasis. Lineage: Eukaryota; Viridiplantae; Streptophyta; Magnoliopsida; Brassicales; Cleomaceae. The transcript is spliced from 11 exons. The coding region runs from base 159 to 1454 and encodes 431 amino acids.